This is a messenger RNA of Cadophora gregata, 1359 nucleotides long. RefSeq lists its product as uncharacterized. The transcript has 4 exons. The coding region runs from base 89 to 1108 and encodes 339 amino acids. The record is from RefSeq and is a predicted model, not a curated record. Lineage: Eukaryota; Fungi; Ascomycota; Leotiomycetes; Helotiales; Ploettnerulaceae.
GCAACGAAGUCGACCCAAAGGCAAGACUGAGAUUGAAUUGUGGGAUAAUUGAGUAUUUUGGGGUGCACGAGUGUAAACAAACGAGAAAAUGGCGGCACUUCCAACCCGAAUUCGACAAAACAUUCGGGAUCAUUUUACAUCCUCUACUUCCCCACUGGUUGUGAAGACCACAGCUUUGACAAGCACUCUUGGUUACCCAAUCUCCAUUGACCCAGAAUGGAGCAUGUUGUGGAAGACGUUCCAGGUUCAUUACUCAGACUCUACAACCUUUGUGCCUAAUAUUACAACGGUGAUAUUGGCUUGGUGUGAUUCUUUCCUCCAAUGGCUCGAGAGCGAGAGUGAAGAAAAUGUGGAUAACUUGCUCGAGCUCUUACAGGCCCGAUCAAAGGUAGAGAUAGUACUUGAGGUCUCACCGACGUCGAAACGUCCAUCAACAACGUGGCAGAAAAGGAAAUGCUGCUUUAUCAUAGCACUGCCAAAUGCAAAACUACCGCAGCACCAUACAGCAAUGGCUGGGUUCUCUACCGACUUCUUGAACCUGUUGAAUGAAUCUCCACUCCAUCAGGCUGCAAGCGUUCCUGGGAAUGUCCCCGCAUUGCCCACUGACCCGGACGACUGGGCAGAUCUUGAUCUUGGAUCUCCAGAGAGCCAGAUAGCUCCACAUGCUCACAUUGAGACGAGAUUGGCCAUGACCCGAGCAGAAAUGGAGGAUAUGAUGCCGGAAACCUCGACGAUUCCGAGACCAGAAGAUCUCGCUCGUCGACCACCGUAUUGGUUAGUGGUGAGGCAAGAAGGCAGGAUGAAUGUAACAAUUCAGGGGAGCCAUGCACCUAGCUUGGCGUGUCUCGACGAGUACUUGAGAAGGUGGUGUAGGGGUGAUACUUCGAGAGUAAAUAGGCCUCCAGCGGUGGAGAUAAAACUUCAAGAGUCUGCAUUUGGACUAGGACUUCUGCAUGAUACGCUGACUCUCGAGGCCGCCAGAGGGAGAGAAGUGAAUGCUAUGCUGGUCCUUGCAUUUGUUGAAAAUGUACUUGGCUAUUAUCCUAUCCCAUCGAGUGGCUCAGCGGGAUCUGUUUGGGAGUUCAAAAGGACAAAGGGAUUCAAAUAGACACUCCAUUUUAACACCACUUAGUGUUAUAGAUAGACAAUUAAAAGUAGGACUGCUCUCCCAAGAAGCCCUCGUGAUAUGAUAUUCGUAUAGGCCAUUCAAAAGUGCUCAAAUUAAUGCGUAUGACGAAUAAAGCAAGUAACUUUGACGCAACACGAUAUCUGGCCGUCAAGAAGUGCCAUUUGAAGCGUAAAUAGUAUAUAAUCGAUCGUUGCGGUUCUCAGAGUAAUUUGAUGUAAAUAGGGAGGAAG